AUUCAGAAUCACUUUUGUAAAGGUGUCCGAAGAAUAACCAUGAAGGGUUUACUCAUCGUUACCUUGGCUAUCUUCGCCGCUGGCGUGUACGCAGCUCCUGCAAUUAGUUCAGAAGAUCAAGUUCAUAAUUAUUUGGUGCGAUUUGGGUACGCAACAAAAGAAGAUCUUCAAAACAGAGCAAGUCUAACUGACGCCAUCAAAAAAUUGCAAAGAAUGGGCAAAGUUCCCGAAACUGGUGUCAUAGAUGAAGCUACCAUUGAGUUAAUCAAGAAACCUCGCUGCGGUGUGGCAGAUUAUGAAAACGGCAAACCGCGCUACAAUGCGUACAAGGGCUGGACGAAGAAACAAGUAGAGUUCUACAUUGGAACUGGAACUAGUUACCUAACUCACGAAGAAUACUCUUCCUACUUUGGUGCCGCUUUGAGACUUUGGUCCGGGCAUACCAGCGGUACUACUUUCCACCCCACUACCAAUAAAUCGGAAGCUGAUAUCAUUACCUAUUUUGGCAGUCACGAUCAUGGAGAUGGAUAUCCUUUUGAUGGACGCGGCGGUGUCUUGGCCCAUGCGUUCUUCCCCGAUGAUGGCGACGUCCAUUUCGAUGCAUCCGAAAAGUGGGAUAUCGAUGGAAUGGGCGAUUAUACUUCCUUCUACAGCGUGGCUGUCCACGAAUUGGGUCACUCCAUGGGGUUGGAACAUUCAGAAGUAGAGGAAGCUGUAAUGUACCCCUGGUAUAAGGGUGGCGGAAUAGACAAACUCCAUCAAGAUGACAUAGAUGGUAUGAAUAAGCUCUAUGCUAGCCGUUGAACCUGGACAUAUUAUAGUAAUUGUCGUAACUGCUAUCAUUGAAUAAGUAAUCAUACACUUAAUCAACGCUGCCGUUAAUAAAUAAAUGUUUAUAACGUA
Photinus pyralis (common eastern firefly) is the source of this 903-nucleotide messenger RNA. RefSeq names its product hatching enzyme-like. Lineage: Eukaryota; Metazoa; Arthropoda; Insecta; Coleoptera; Lampyridae. The record is from RefSeq and is a predicted model, not a curated record. The transcript is spliced from 7 exons. Gene Ontology annotation, cellular component: extracellular matrix. Gene Ontology annotation, biological process: proteolysis; collagen catabolic process; extracellular matrix organization. Gene Ontology annotation, molecular function: zinc ion binding; metalloendopeptidase activity. The coding region runs from base 40 to 804 and encodes 254 amino acids.